AACAAGUUAGCGUCCAUUGUCAGCUAACAGGCACCAAAGGAGAUUGUGAGAUAUAAUUUUACAGUAAAAUGAAAACAGGCCCAGAUAGAAGAUGGGAGAAGAAGAAAGAAAUGAGAAGGAAAAAGCUAAAAGCCAUAUGUGUAAGCAUAAUUAAAUGGUGAAUAGAGGGAAAAGAGUACAUCAUCUUGUACAGGGUAUAAAUUAAUUAAAGAGUAGAAUUAACAUUCAGAAGGUCAGUGGGAAUUCGUUUGAGACAGCAGAACUGGGAGCACGUAGGGUGAAGCCCUGGGGCUGCACAGGGGGUAAGGGAAACAUCAUUAGAUUUCUAUGCCCCUCAUCCUGUGCUCUGCGAAAACCCUAAUGUGGAAGUGAACGAGCGUCUAACUCUCGCCCUCUCAGAGGGGAAAAUUAGCCGGUGUGUUAGAUCCAUCAGGGAUGAGCAGGCCCAGUUGGGAUGGGGAGGAAUACAGAACAGCAGGCAGAAGGCAAGGAGUAAAUGUCCUACCUUGGAAGUUCAUCCCCGAUCACAUCCGGUUUAAACGGCAGGGAAAUAUUCGUAGUCUGGAGGACAAUGAAAUUUUUCUUCUGAUCAUGACCUGAUAACUAGAUUUUUUUCCUCCCCUCAAAACAAGUACAAAAUUUCACAAGAGUGAAACAUUUGUUCUCUCACAUUGGGAACCAACAGAGAGAAGGGAUCAGCACAUGCGCGGGAGGAACCUACCGCCGUCCAGGAAAGAACCACAGAGAAGGACUAGAGGGCGCACCCCUGGGGCUCUCGUGGUCAGGAGCAGGGUCUCUCCUCACCCGCUGGGGCAAGGAAAAUAAAAUCUGAUAAAUAAGGGAGCACCAGAUGGUGGCCUCUGAAGGGUUUUACAGAGCAUUGAGGAACGAUGCUGACCCCGUAAGCCCUCAGUUCCACGGUAGCACUCAUGGACAUAGUCCUCCGCUCUCCCACCUCAGCCCUGGCUGAGUUCAUAUCCAGACCUAUCCACUGCCACGCCCUGGGACUGUUACCUAAUCCCAUUAGGAGACCCACCCCGUGACCUCUUUUGCUCUAUCCCUGUCUCCUUUUUAGGAAAUGGCCACAGCAGAUGGUGUCGACCUGGCUCCCCUGGGAUCCUGCUUUUAACUCACUGGCAGGUGUCCCUGAGCAGAGCCCCAAGGCUGGCAGAGGGCCAGGUCACUCUGGGGGCAGCCGUCUUGCUGCUUGGACUCUGGGCAGUACUGGCUCCAGUCCAGUGCUCUCAAGGCCGUCCCUCGUGGCGCUACCUCUCUUCGGAGUUGGUGAUACCCAGGAAGGAGUUGCACCGAGGCAAGGGUGUUCAGACGCCAGGUUGGCUCUCCUACAGCCUGCGUUUUGGGGGCCAGAGGCACGUUAUCCACAUGCGGCGUAAGAAAUUAUUUUGGCCCAGACACCUGCUGCUGAUGACUCUGGAUGACCAAGGAGCCUUGCAGAUGGACUACCCCUUCGUCCCUUCAGAUUGUUACUACCUCGGCUACCUGGAGGAGAUUCCUUUUUCCAUGGUCACCGUGGACACGUGCUAUGGGGGUCUUGAAGGUGUCAUGAAGUUGGAUGACCUUGCGUAUGAAAUCAAACCCCUCAAGGAUUCGGAAAGGUUUGAACAUGUGGUUUCUCAGAUAGUGGCAGAUGCCGGUGCAACAGGACCUGCAUAUGGACCGGGACACAAGGAGGAUAGACACCCACUGUUCCCUGAAGCAGACGUCAGUGCCCCCAGGAGUGGUGCUAGGGUGUUUGCAGCACAUAAGGGAAUCAUGAAAGGAUUUGUUCAAUAUUCUAAUGCAAUGUAUCGCUUAUACAACAGUGUGUCUAAGUGUGUGGAAACCCUGGUACAUAUGUGUAGUAUAGUGGACUCCUUUCAACAGGGUCUUGCUGUCAGGUUCUAUCUAGUCGCAGUGGCACUAUUUAAUGAAAGAGAUCCAACUGUCAUGAAUGACUAUAGAGUACCAGGUGGUGCAUAUGCUCGUUAUCACGCGAAGAAUUUCAGACGAGUCAUAGAAAGCACUUCGUCCUUGAUGGUAAUCCGUGAUGGACCACGGCCAGGCCAGUUUGAGCCAGAGACCUAUCCCGUGUGUAACACCAGUCGUAGCCUGCUCUUCGUUGGUUAUCUAGGCAGACAUUACUUAAUAUUAGCUAUUGUGUCAACCCAACUCAUUGGGAGAAGUUUUGGUCUGUGGUAUGACGGUGAUAACUGCUAUUGCAUGCGAAGGACCACCUGCCUUAUGGCAAAAUACCCAGGCUUGACAGAUGCCUUCAGUGACUGCUCCAUCGGGCACUGGUGGAACAUAGUAGCGAUACGGGGCAGUUGUAUAUUUAACACGACGGUGAGCUAUUUUAAUGAAAGCCUGAUAAAGACGCGUUGUGGAAACUACAUAGUAGAAGAUUGGGAGCAGUGUGACUGUGGCCCCUUCAAGCAGUGUUAUAGCAACAAAUGCUGCGAGUAUGACUGUAUGUUGGCGGAAGGGGCUACUUGUAAUGAAGGACUAUGCUGUACAGACUGUACCUAGUCUGAACCUGGGACACUCUGUAGACCAAUCCAAAAUACAUGUGAUCUUCCAGAGUACUGUUUUGGAACAACCAGUCAAUGCCCGGAAGACUUUUAUAUGCAGGAUGGAACGCCCUGUACUGAAGAAGGCUACUGCUGUCAUGGAAACUGCACUGACUGCACCAUGCACUGCAGAGAAAUCUUUGGAAGACACGCUACUAACGCUCAUGAUGUCUGCUAUACAGUAAAUCAAAAAGCCGAUCGAUUUGGACACUGUACAAGAAAUGAUAGGGUGUUGAACCAUGCUGCUUGUGGAGAAGCAGACAUAAAAUGUGGAAGGCUGCAGUGUAGCAAUGUCACUCAUGUUCCCCGGUUGCAGGAACAUGUUUCAUUCCAUCAGUCAGAGAUCUCAGGGGUCUGGUGUUGGGGAGUAGGCCGUCACUAUUCCCCAGAAACAACUGAUGUUGGUCAUGUGAGAAGUGGUACCCCCUGUGCUCCUGAGAGGUUCUGUCUCAACAGCACCUGCAGUGCUCGUAUAGAUGCAAUAACUUAUGACUGUCCCCCUAAGAAAUGCAAUCAUAGAGGAAUUUGCAACAAUAGAAGGAAUUGCCAUUGCCGUGUAGGCUGGGAGCCUCCACUGUGCUUAAAGAGAGGUCCUGGAGGGAGCAUGGACAGCGGACCCAGUUCAAGGAGAAUUCGCUCAGUAGAAACAAGCCAAGCCUCGAUCCUAUAUUUGAAACUGGUCUUUGGUCGCAUUUAUGCCUUCAUAGCUGCACUCCUCUUUGGUGUGGCCACCAAUGUUAAAAAUGUCAAGACCUCCAGAGUUAAGGAAGUGUAGUAGGUGAUAAAUAAAUUAUAAACCAGCCUCCCGACCCCUGUACAACCACUGGUAAUGUAGAAGUAAUAUCAAUAUAUAUGGUGAAAUCAGUAAUAAGAUGGCAAAGAUGAAUAUCACGUUCUUGAAGUCUGCAGGAGAGGACGGCGGGUUUCUGUACGUCAGGGGCGGUCGAGAGGCAUCGAUGUUCUCACAUCAGGUCUCUU
This is a messenger RNA of Globicephala melas (long-finned pilot whale), 3545 nucleotides long. Its product is annotated as disintegrin and metalloproteinase domain-containing protein 29-like. The record is from RefSeq and is a predicted model, not a curated record. Lineage: Eukaryota; Metazoa; Chordata; Mammalia; Artiodactyla; Delphinidae. Gene Ontology annotation, cellular component: sperm head plasma membrane; external side of plasma membrane; plasma membrane. Gene Ontology annotation, biological process: male gonad development; proteolysis. Gene Ontology annotation, molecular function: metalloendopeptidase activity.